AUGAGGCAGAAGAUGCUGUUGAUGGAGAGGGGCAGGAUGUUGAAAAUGAAGCUGGUGAUGACGAAGGAGAUGAACUUGCAGAUGACAAGAACUACAGUCGUGUUGCUGCACAGUUACCUGGACAGAGCUCAUAUGCCCCUAGAGGUGAAAAGCGGAAUGUUUCACGUAACCUUGAAACCCCAAACCUUCACUAGAAGAGCAAUCCUUUCCAUUGUAGCGUCUGUGUAUGAUCCCAUAGGAUUUCUUGCUCCAUUCAUCUUUACAGCAAAAUACAUUUUGCAAGAGCUGUGUAAACUGAGCUGUGGGUGGGAUGAUGAAAUUCCAAGUGCUUAUCAUUUAAAAUGGCAGCAGUGGCUUGUUGGGCUGCGGCAAAUGGAAAGCUACAAGGUCAACCGAUGCAUCAAACCAAAGAGCUUUGGAGCAGUGGCAUCUGCUCAGCUUCACAACUUCUGUGAUGCAAGCGAAGUUGGGUAUGGCGUCGUAACCUACUUGCGACUCACCAAUACAGAAGAUGCAGUCCACACAGCUUUCCUUUUUGGGAAAACGAGGGUAGCCCCCUUGAAAAGGGUGACUAUUCCUAGAUUGGAAUUGACUGCUGCAAUGUUAGCAGUCAAGAUUGACAAGAUGCUAAAGACCGAACUGCAAACCCCACUUGCAAAUUCAGUGUUCUGGACGGACAGCACUUCUGUCUUAAAGUACAUCCGAAAUGACACAAAGAGGUUCCAAACAUUCGUUGCUAACCGUGUUGGAGUUAUCAGAGAGUCGACCGACAUUGAUCAGUGGAGGCAUAUUGCCACCGAAAGAAAUCCAGCAGACCUUGCCUCCCGUGCUCUUCGACCUUCAGCCAGCCUUCACUCGUCCCCCCGGCUCCAGCGGUCGAUACUCACCCAGCCCAUCCGCGGGUCACCUCAGGCGGGGCCCGCGGCCGGCAGCUGCCUGGGGCCCGCGGCGGCCUAG
Molecule: messenger RNA, 957 nt
Organism: Gadus chalcogrammus (walleye pollock)
Lineage: Eukaryota; Metazoa; Chordata; Actinopteri; Gadiformes; Gadidae
Exons: 3
Coding region: 1-957 (318 amino acids)
Source: RefSeq, a predicted model, not a curated record